AUGAAAACUUUCACCAUUCAUAAGGCGCCCUCUGUACUGACACUGCAUUUGAAACGGUUCAAUCACACUGGUAAAAUAGAUCGACGGAUUUUCUACCCCGAGAAGCUUGAUCUACGCCCGAUUACAAACGCAUUUCGUACGUGCAUUUGUAGCUGCGCGCUUUUGACAGGUCUCCCUGCUGCAGCGGACUUGUCGAUUAGUGCGUACGGGGUUAACGUAACGUUGUUUUGUUUUCAGGGCCCGCCAGCGCUGUACGAGUUGUACGCAGUAUUGGUUCAUCAAGGCCAGACGCCGCAAUUUGGUCAUUAUUUCGUGUACGUGAAAAACGCGUACGAGCAGUGGCACCGCUUAGAUGACGAGCACGUAAGGUUUUGA
This is a messenger RNA of Soboliphyme baturini, 375 nucleotides long. The record is from the annotation of a GenBank genome assembly. Lineage: Eukaryota; Metazoa; Nematoda; Enoplea; Dioctophymatida; Soboliphymatidae.